AUGGAUAUGAAUUACUAUUCAAUAUUACAUUUAAAAAGACAUUGUACCAAAGAUGACAUACAUAAAGCAUUUGGCAAACUAGUAAAUAGUCAAAUUCAAAAUUGUUGUUUGGUUUUGUUGUGUGAAGCAUAUGAGGUAUUAUCUGACCCAUUUCGCCGAGCUAUAUAUGAUGAAUAUGGUGAAGAGGGUAUUAAAAAAGGUGUUAAUACCAAUGAAUUGUGCAUAAGUCCAUGGACUUAUCAUUGUAAUGUGAAAAGCACAUAUUCGUGAGUCUGAUAUUAUUAUAAUUCAAUGUAGGCGAAAAUUGAGUUUUCUAUUGGGAAAGUGUGGGGAGUUGGCCAAAAAUUAUGAUUUUUUUAUAGCAAACCCAACGCCCAUUGUUUUUAAAAAUUCCAAAAAUUUUCAUCAUAUAAUUUAUUAUAACAUUAGUAUAAAUAAAAUAGAGUCAGAGUAUUAUUAUAAUUACAACACUUAUAAUAUAUUCUGACUCCCUCCAGUGGCCAGUUUGAUACGAAAUACCUUGGUAUUGCUAUUUUUUUUGUAAACAGUCCUCAUCAUAAAAGACAUUAAGUGUACAGAUUUUGUAUGAAUAUUAUUUAUGUCAAAUGGUUAGUAAUUAGGCCUGUGAAGUUAAUGCAUUAAAAAACUUUAAAAUCAUGAAAAAAAACUAAAAACUCUUAACAAUGUAUUAAUAAUAUUAGAAGGGAGAAAAAUAGAUAGCUGCCCUGCUGUACAGUAGGUAUUGAGAAAGUUUACACUAUAAUGCAAAUAUUAAAUUUGAAUUCAAUCAUAAAUCAUUGAAAAUGAGAAUCAAUUUUGAGCAUAUAUGGUCAGUUGACAGUUAGCCUAUAUUACUUAAUGUAACAUCUUAUAAUAAUGAUUGAAUUAAAUGUUUGCCGAUACAUUGCAUUUUAUUAUCCAUUAUUAUUAUUAUUAUUAUUAUUAUAAGUAACCAAAAGUACCACCUAGAUUUUCUUUCCUAUCAGAAAAAAUAACUAUUGAACUUCAAAAUUGUGGUAAUUUUUAUACCUUAAAUUGUGUGCACAUAUAAAAAAAGACAUUAUUAUAAACCAUUAUAUUUAUAAUAUUACUAAAAUACUUUUAUAGCCCUAGUAAUAAUAGUA
This is a messenger RNA of Myzus persicae (green peach aphid), 1124 nucleotides long. RefSeq names its product dnaJ homolog subfamily B member 13-like. The record is from RefSeq and is a predicted model, not a curated record. Bases 1 to 270 code for a protein of 89 amino acids. Gene Ontology annotation, cellular component: cytoplasm; nucleus. Lineage: Eukaryota; Metazoa; Arthropoda; Insecta; Hemiptera; Aphididae. Gene Ontology annotation, molecular function: protein folding chaperone; protein-folding chaperone binding. The transcript has 2 exons.